This is a messenger RNA of Dichotomopilus funicola, 1224 nucleotides long. Its product is annotated as putative tyrosinase. The coding region runs from base 1 to 1224 and encodes 407 amino acids. NCBI's taxonomy places the organism in Eukaryota, Fungi, Ascomycota, Sordariomycetes, Sordariales, Chaetomiaceae. Gene Ontology annotation, molecular function: oxidoreductase activity. The transcript is spliced from 2 exons. The record is from RefSeq and is a predicted model, not a curated record.
AUGAAGGUGACCGCUCUCUUGCAGACGGCCCUCCUGGCCACCGCGGCCAUGGGCGCGUGUGUGCAGGAACGUGCCGACGACGACCUCACCGAGUCGCCCGAGCUGCGCGACUUGUUCGAGCAGGCCAAGAACCGGGUCCUGGAGGAGCUCGGCGCCAAUGCGAAGAAGUUGCGCAGCCGCGGUGGGAAGCCCAAGUGCACGGCCGACAACCUCAUCUUCCGCAAGGAGUACGGCUCCCUCUCCACCUCAGAACGGCAAGCCUACGUCAACGCGGUCAAGUGCCUCCAAAAGCUCCCCCCGCGCACCCCGGCGUCCGUCGCGCCGGGCGCCAAAUCCCGUUUCGACGACUUCGUCGUAACCCACAUCCAACAAACCCUCUCCAUCCACUACUCCGGCGUCUUCCAGCCCUGGCACCGCUGGUUCGUCUACCAGUACGAAAAAGCCCUCCGCGACGAGUGCGGCUACACCGGCUACCAACCCUACUGGGACUGGCCCCUGUACGCCCGCGCCCCGCAGGACUCCCCCCUCUUCAACGGCGACCCUUACUCCCUCGGCGGCAACGGCGAGUACACGCCGCACGACGGCCCCGUCAUCGUCCCGCCCCCCGGCGUCGGCGGCGGUAACAUCCAACUACCCCCUGGCGAAGGCGGCGGCGUAGUCACGACCGGCCCCUUCGCCAACAUGACCGUCAACCUGGGUCCCGUGGGCGGACUGGCCGACACCGCUCCCGGCCCGGAUGGUGGCUUGGGCUACAACCCGCGCCCGCUCAAACGCGAUCUCGGCGGGGCCAUGAACACCCGCUACGCCAACUACACCACGGUCCUCAACAUGCUCCGCACGCCCUCGGUCGACGCCUACCGCCUCAUCUCGGAGGGUGUCCCCUACACCAUUGAGAUCGGCCCGCACGGUGGGAUCCACUACACCAUCGGCGGCGACCCGGGCGGUGAUCUCUUCACGUCCCCCGGAGACCCGGCGUUCUGGGUUCACCACGGACAGAUGGACCGAUUGUGGGCGGUGUGGCAGGCGUUAGACCCGACGACGGCGCGGAAGCGGUACUCGGAGCUGGGACAGGGGAAUUAUGCGCAUAUGACGUGGGCGAAUGACCCGGCGUCGCGGUUGGUGAAUAUGUCGGAUACAUUGGAUAUGGGGUAUGCGGGGGAGUCGGCGGCGAUUUGGCAGGUGAUGUCGACUACGGGAGGGGAUUUGUGUUACUAUUAUUUGUGA